This is a messenger RNA of Rana temporaria (common frog), 1063 nucleotides long. It is a transcript of the gene WIPI1, whose product is annotated as WD repeat domain, phosphoinositide interacting 1. The record is from RefSeq and is a predicted model, not a curated record. NCBI's taxonomy places the organism in Eukaryota, Metazoa, Chordata, Amphibia, Anura, Ranidae. Bases 16 to 951 code for a protein of 311 amino acids. Gene Ontology annotation, cellular component: cytosol; phagophore assembly site membrane; extrinsic component of membrane. Gene Ontology annotation, biological process: protein lipidation; nucleophagy; protein localization to phagophore assembly site. Gene Ontology annotation, molecular function: phosphatidylinositol-3,5-bisphosphate binding; protein binding; phosphatidylinositol-3-phosphate binding. The transcript has 9 exons.
GCGGCGCUGUAUCUGAUGAGUUCUCUCCACUUUGCAGGUCUCUGCGCUCUUUCUAUAAACCAUUCCAACUCCUUCCUGGCAUACCCUGGCAGCUCCUCCACGGGGGAGAUCGUGGUGUACGACGCCAACAUGCUGAAAACUGAAUGCUCCAUUCCAGCUCAUGACAGUCCCCUGGCUGCCAUCGCCUUCAGUCCUCCGGGGACCAAACUGGCCAGCGCCUCUGAAAAAGGGACGGUGAUCCGUGUCUUCUCCAUCCCAGAGGGACAGAGACUGUACGAAUUCCGCAGAGGAAUGAAGAGGUAUGUCUCUAUAAAUUCCCUGGUGUUCAGUACAGACUGCCAGUUCCUGUGCGUGUCCAGCAACACGGAGACCGUGCACAUCUUCCGCCUGGAGGUUCCCCUGGAGCGGUUGGAGGAGGCGUCUUCCUGGAGCGGCUACAUGGGGAAGAUGUUUACGGCGGCAUCGAACUACCUCCCAGCUCAGGUGUCAGACAUGAUGAACCAGGACCGGGCAUUCGCCACCGUGCGUCUCACCUUCUCCGGGCACAAGAACAUUUGCACUUUGGUGACAAUUCAGAAACUUCCCCGACUCCUGGUUGCCUCAUCCAGUGGCCAUCUCUACAUCUACAACGUGGACCCGCAGGAUGGGGGCGAGUGUGUCCUGAUCCAGAAACACAGCCUCCUGGAUUGUGAGAAGUCGGAUAAAGGUGGAGACGGAUCAGCAGAGAGUUCAGCGCCAACGUCUUAUGCUGCCACAGUAGCCAGGCCAAGUAACGUCCCCUCCUCAUCCGCUGUGACAGGUUACUCAGAAGAUGGCGGGGCGCUGCGCGGCGAGCUUCUUCCAGAACACGAGUUUGCCGUUGGACCGGUUCAGUUGGACGAUGAGAGAGAAUUUCCUCCUAUAAGUUUGUGUCGCAGAGGUCAGAGGUCAGAGAGGGACGCCGUGCCGUGACCAGACAAGGAGCCGCCGAGUCGCAGGUGUGGGACUAAUAUGGAGGAUGUUUACUAUUGUAAGAUAUUCAUGUAUUGUACAAAUGUUCAUAUAAUAAAUACUCUGCAAUGUC